Messenger RNA from Micropterus dolomieu (smallmouth bass), 2079 nucleotides. Its product is annotated as bromodomain-containing protein 3-like. Gene Ontology annotation, biological process: regulation of DNA-templated transcription; chromatin remodeling. Gene Ontology annotation, cellular component: chromatin; nucleus. NCBI's taxonomy places the organism in Eukaryota, Metazoa, Chordata, Actinopteri, Centrarchiformes, Centrarchidae. Bases 302 to 2038 code for a protein of 578 amino acids. The record is from RefSeq and is a predicted model, not a curated record. The transcript is spliced from 11 exons.
UUCGUCAAGCAAGUUCUCAGUAUCAAAGUUAGUGGAAGUGUGGAUUGAGCUGCGCUUUCUGGUUGGGUUUCUGUGCGGGGCGUAGGCUCUUGUGAAGUUGAGAAGUCCCUGAACUCUCAUCGCAACUUCUUAAGAAAACGAAUCACAUUGUCUGGUAUGAAAACUAUGAUUGAAGUGGGCUCGUGUUCCAUCAGAGGCUUUGUUGAGCUGACAGACAGUAGCUACAGUAUUCACAGAAGAUAACAGCAACCAAUUGAGAUUGUGUUCAUCUGUUGAAGACCAGUCGCUUCCAGCUGCCAUCAUGUCAGCAGACCGCGACCCGAAUCCUCCACAGCUUAUGAAUCCUCCGCCUCCUGAGGUGACCAACCCCAACAAGCCAGGCCGGAGGACUAACCAGCUGCAGUUUAUGCAGAAUGUAGUGAUCAAAUCCCUCUGGCGGCACCAGUUCGCCUGGCCUUUUUACCAGCCUGUUGAUGCAGUUGCCCUUGGACUAUCAGAUUAUCACACCAUAAUAACAUCCCCCAUGGACUUGGGAACCAUCAAGAAACGGCUAGAGAACAACUACUAUUGGAGUGCAAGUGAAUGUAUGCAAGACUUCAACGCCAUGUUCACCAACUGCUACAUAUAUAACAAGCCCACAGAUGACAUAGUCCUGAUGGCCCUCGCCUUGGAAAAGGUUUUCUUGCAAAAAGUUGCCCAGAUGCCACAGAGUGAAGUUGAGAUUUUUCUUCCUGCAGCCAAAGGGAAGGGCAAAAAAAGUAGCAUUCCAGGUGGGCAAAAUGGAACUGCAACCACAUGUUCUUCACCUACAACACCCACAUCUCAGCCAAGCCUCAGCUACACGUCUUCCAGCCCGUCCUCAAUGCCCAAACAACCAUCACAGACCCCCAUAAAAAAGAAAGGGCUGAAGCGGAAGGACAACUCCUCCAGUUUGGGUGAUUUAUCAGAGAGCAGGAGGAGACGGGGAAGCGCAGGCCGAGCCAAUAAUCCCUCUGACUUUGAAGAAACGGAGUUGCCACAACAGAAAAGUGAACAGGGCAGACUGAGCGAACAGCUCAAGUACUGCAAUGACAUCCUGAAAGAAAUGCUGUCUAAGAAGCACGCAGCCUACGCCUGGCCGUUCUACAAGCCCGUCGACGCUGAAGCCCUGCAGCUACACGAUUACCAUGACAUCAUCAAAUACCCCAUGGAUCUCAGCACUGUUGAAAAAAAGAUGGAAGGAGGAGAGUACCAGGACGCACAAGGCUUCGCUGCAGACGUUCGGUUGAUUUUUUCUAAUUGCUACAAAUACAACCCUCCACAUCAUGAUGUUGUCACCAUAGCCAGAAAACUUCAGGGUGUGUUCGAGAAGAGGUUUGCGAAGAUGCCAGACGAGCCGGUGGAGUUGAUUUCACUAAUGAGUGCCGUUAAGAGUGCAGGUUUUAGUGGGAUUAGUGCCAACAGCUCUUCCAACUUGGACAAAUCAGACUCUGCAGAGGAGCGUGCCACCCGCCUUGCUGAGUUGCAAGAACAGGUGGGUGCAGAACAGCUUAAAGCAGUUCAUGAACAGCUCGCUGCCCUCUCUGAAGUCCCUGUGAUUAAACCAAAGAAGAAAAAAGACAAGGACAAGAAAGAGGACAGCUGUCAAAAUAAAAGCAGUACAAAUUCCAGCUCCAGGCAGUUGUGGAAGAGAAGCAAAGACACGGAUGAUACAGAUGAUGAGUCUCUGCCGAUGACAUACGACGAGAAGCACCAGCUGAGCCUGGACAUUAACCGGUUACCUGGCGGCAAGCUGGGCCGGGUGGUGCACAUCAUUCAGACUCGAGAGCCCUCGAUGUGUGACACCAACCCAGAGGAGAUCGAGAUCGACUUUGAGAUACUGAAGCCGUCCACUCUGCGGGAGCUGGAGCAAUACGUGAAGUCUUGUCUGAAUAAGAAGUUUAAGUCAUUUCAAAAGAAAAGCAGUCAGGCUGCGCCUCAUCAUGUCAGCUGCAGCAGUUCUUCAGAUUCUGCCACCAGCAGCUCCACCGACUCCAGUUCAGAAAACAGUGACUCGUGACGACUGUAAAGUUUCUAUUUAUUGCUUCUUUAGUUACCAAA